This is a messenger RNA of Adelges cooleyi (spruce gall adelgid), 1346 nucleotides long. RefSeq names its product fibroin heavy chain-like. NCBI's taxonomy places the organism in Eukaryota, Metazoa, Arthropoda, Insecta, Hemiptera, Adelgidae. Bases 128 to 1162 code for a protein of 344 amino acids. The record is from RefSeq and is a predicted model, not a curated record. The transcript is spliced from 3 exons.
UAUCAAAAUCGCAGCCGCACAAUUAUAAAAACACAAGCCAUCCAGUGUUAGGCAUCAGUUGUGUCUCUGGGGAUCAAUCCGACAAUACCAUCAGCAACAGCAGCAGAAGAGCAUCCGUAGCAGUACCAUGAAAUUUUUUAAGGCUUGUGUGGUCGGUUUGGCCCUGAUCAGUCAUUGUUUGGCCACUGAAACCACCAAGACAACCGACAAGAAAGCUAACAUCAAGAGGAGCUACGAAUUAGGAGGACUCUCUGGUUAUUCUGGACUCGGCGAAUCCUCAUAUGGAUCGUCGCUAGGAGGAUACGGUUUGGGUGUCCCGGCUUACUCUCCCGGAAUCGGUUCCGGAUACGGUCUAGGCUCUGGAUUAGGCCUCAGCUCUGGAUACGGUAUCGGCUCUGGAUUAGGCCUUAGCUCUGGAUACGGAUAUGGCGCUCCAGCAGGAAUCGGUUUAGCCGCUCCGGCUUACGCUGCCCCGGCCAUCUCAUCCGUGCCCACUAGAGUCAGCACCUCCAACCAUGUUGUCUCGGUGUCCGUGCCACAACCAUACGCCGUGCCAGUGACCCGUCACGUACCAGUGUCCGUACCCCACCCAGUGCCCGUCGAGGUCCCCAGAGCCGUUGCGGUCAGCGUACCUCACCCGGUCCCGGUUACCGUUAACCGACCUUACCCGGUGGACGUACCCCGUCCAGUACCGGUCAGCGUACCCCACCCGGUGCCAUACCAAGUUACCCGGGCAGUGCCAUACCCCGUAGCUCAACCGUACCCCGUGGAAGUCCGCCAACACGUGCCAUACUCCGUGCCGACUCCCGUCAUCGCACCGGUCCCGGCUCCGAUCGCCGUCGCAGCUCCAGCCGUCAGCUACGCCGCCCCAGCCAUCGCAGCUCCAGCUCCAGCCAUCGGCUACGCCGCUCCAGCCAUCGCCGCUCCCUUGUCCGGAUACUCAUCUUAUGGUUCGUCAUUGGGCGGUUUAUCCUAUGGAUCAUCGCUGGGCGACUAUUCUGGUUCUUCAUUGGGCGGUUACAGCAGCGGAUACGGCAGCGGUUACAGCAGCGGAUACGGCAGUGGAUACGGCAGCAGUUACGGUAGUGGAUACGGCAGCGGUACGGCUCUUCCAAAUACUCUCAUUACAAAUGAGCAGUCCCUCGACUCGUGGACGGUAUAGUCAAUUUUCUAUGAUGUUUUGUUUUAAAAGUUGUUAAAUGUUUUCAAACAUAAGUGUGUUAACACAUGCAUAAGUUGUUUAAUUUUAAGUAUUAAAUGUCUCAUACGUUAUACCAUCACUAUCUCAUAAAAUCAUGUUGCCAUUUUAUAUUAAAUCAAAAUAUAAAUCAUUUUGACUGAAAUAA